AUGGCUAUAGACGCCAAAAGGAGACCAGGGUAUAUUAAUUCCAUGUUGAGCGACGAUUUACUUGCCCAAAUCCUUAACAAGGUCGACCAGGAAGAAGAUAGAAAAUCAUUCUCCGAGGUGUGCAAGCAAUGGUUAACAGUCGAGCGUCUAAGCCGAACAUCACUGCGGGUUCCCCGACCCAUGUUCCCAUUUCGGGUACCCAUGUUCCCAUUGGAUCUACUGACUAAGUUCCCAAACUUGGUCGAUUUCAGAACAACACGGGAGCUUACCAAAAAAAGAAAAAGGCGAAAUAAACAAGCAUGGUUUUAUCCACCGACUGACACCCGACUCGAAUUCAUUGCCAAAACAUGUCCCAGACUCGAGACCUACAUGGCGAGCUUUUAUGAAACUAGACAUGUCCAAAGUGAUGGUCAUUUGGGGACGAAAGGUCUACGAGCUUUGGCAAUUGGGUGUCCUAAAUUGUCCAGACUUAUGUUUCGGGGUAGCAAGGUUGUAGGGAAUGCUGGAGUUGAUGCGCUUUGUCAAUCAGCACAUAACUUGAAGUCUUUGCAUUUGGCGGACAAUCGUCUCAUCUCUGAUCAUGCAUUUAGAGCAAUUGGGUCGUCUUCCAUAAGCACGUUGGAGUUAACAUGCUGUCCGAAUGUUACUGAUGUCGGAUUGGGAUUCCUGGCAAAUGGAUCUACCUCUAAAACCCUCAGGAAAUUGAUUCUUCAGUAUUGCCGUGGAAUCACCGAUACUGGGAUCCAGCAUUUGGUCAACUUGCGUAGCUUAGAGCACCUCGAAUUGGCCGGCCUCAGCCCUGAUGUGACUGAUAUCGGAGGUGUGGCAAUCUCGACAAUUCAAACCCUCAGGGAAUUGAAAUUGAGUAACAUUUGUAAGUUGUCAGACCGUACAGUUGUUGCUCUUGCUGAGAAUUGCUGCAACUUGGAAGUACUUGUUUUGCAUCGAUUAGGUUUAGGGGUGAUUGAACCUGUACCCGGAGAUGGAAUUCAUGCAUUUUCAAGACAUAAAUGCUUGAAAUACCUUGCAUUGUAUCAUUUAGAUGAGUCUGAUGUGGAAAUAGUUCUUGGAUGCCCCUCAUUGGAGUCUCUGGUGUUAGACAAGUCGUUAAUUGGUACUUUCGGAUUGAUGCAUGGGAACAGCGCUGGAAGAGUGGUCAAAUUUGAAUCCUUUGAUAAACCCCUUCUCCAUUUCAUCCCCACAGUGUGGUAA
Molecule: messenger RNA, 1212 nt
Organism: Fragaria vesca subsp. vesca
Lineage: Eukaryota; Viridiplantae; Streptophyta; Magnoliopsida; Rosales; Rosaceae
Product: F-box/LRR-repeat protein 4-like
Exons: 1
Coding region: 1-1212 (403 amino acids)
Biological process (GO): SCF-dependent proteasomal ubiquitin-dependent protein catabolic process
Cellular component (GO): SCF ubiquitin ligase complex
Molecular function (GO): protein binding
Source: RefSeq, a predicted model, not a curated record